Mangifera indica (mango) is the source of this 1572-nucleotide messenger RNA. RefSeq names its product U-box domain-containing protein 8-like. Gene Ontology annotation, biological process: protein ubiquitination. The transcript has a single exon. The record is from RefSeq and is a predicted model, not a curated record. Gene Ontology annotation, molecular function: ubiquitin-protein transferase activity. Lineage: Eukaryota; Viridiplantae; Streptophyta; Magnoliopsida; Sapindales; Anacardiaceae. The coding region runs from base 140 to 1264 and encodes 374 amino acids. Gene Ontology annotation, cellular component: cytoplasm; nucleus.
AAAAUCAAAAUCAAUGACUAGAUUGGUGUUCUGAAUUCCUUGACAGAAGAAGCUCCGUUUCUCCUCCCUCGCCAACACAAGAGACUCUCGAAACCUCAUAAACCCUCUGGAAACUGAGUUGGGAACGAGUUGUAAACAAAUGGCGGCUCAGUUCCCUGAUGAUUUUAUGUGUCCGAUUUCUUUAGAAAUCAUGUCAGACCCGGUUAUCUUAUCAUCGGGUCAUACAUUUGACCGCAUUUCAAUCCAACGGUGGCUAGAGUCCGGUCACCGUACAUGUCCAAUUACGCAGCUACCUCUUCCCGACCAACCUUCGCUUAUCCCUAACCACGCUCUCAGAUCUUUAAUUUCCAAUUUUACCCGUAGUCCUCUCCUCAAAGCACAAUCCGACCCCGCCCACCCCAACCUUCAGACUCUAAUUUCCAUUCUUACAUCUAAUUCCUCUCCUCUACACUCCAAACUCGAGUCCCUCUCCCAACUCGUUAACCUCUCGAAACGUGACUCAGCUUCUCGGAGAAAACUUACCGAGUCGGGUGCUGUUUCAGCCGUUUUGAACUGUCUCAAUUUUGAGUCCGAUAAUUUUACUCUUCAAGAGAAAGCGCUCUCUUUUCUACUCGCUUUGUCUCUCGACGAUGACAAUAAAGUCGGCAUCGUUGCUGAAGGGGCGGUUGGUCGGGUCGUGACUGCGUUACGGGUCGGGUCACCCGAUUGCCGAGCCAUGGCAGCGACAAUAAUAACAAGCCUAGCUGUGGUAGAAGUGAACAAAGCGACGAUUGGUGACUACCCAUUGGCUAUAGAAUCGCUAGUUUGGCUUUUACAGAACGGGAAACUAAUCAGAGAGAAAAAAGAAGCGGCCACUGCUUUGUACGCUCUAUCUUCUUUUCCGGGUAACCGAAAACGGGUUGUGAAUUGUGGGGCGGUGGUGAUUCUGAUGCGAAUAGCUGAGUCGGGGCUUGAGAGGGCCGUGGAUGUGUUGAGUAUGUUAGCGAAAUGUACAGAAGGAAGAGAGGAGAUGAUGAGAGUUAAAGGGUGUGUUGCUGUUUUAGUUGGGAUGAUAAAAAAUGGGAGUUUAACAGCGGUCCAGUGUUCGCUUUUUACAUUGAAUUGUUUGUGUCGUUAUAGUGAAGAAAUACGUGUGGAGGCUAGAAGAGAUGGGGUUUUAGAGAUGUGUAUGAGGUUGGUGGAAGAUGAUAAUGAUAAUGAGAAGCUUAGGAGAAAUGCUAAUAAUUUGAUUCAAACUUUAAGUGGAAACCCUUCUAUGCGGUGAAGGCCAAAUGGAGGUGAGUUGGGUUUUCUUUGUUCAAGAAAAAAAAAAAUUCUUUUUUCCAUUUUGUGCUUAAUGGAUUAUAUUUCUUUAGCCGAUAGUUGUCCGUGUAAAGAAAAGGAUUAGAUUUUGGUGGAAUAGUUUUUUCUUUUUAAUUUUUAAUCGUACGUUGUACAUGAAAAUAAAUUUGUGGUUGGCUAGCUCCUCAUCGAUCUUUCCAGUGUAGAAAGUUUUAAAUUGCUUAUCAGACUGUAAUUUGCCACAAGUUUGAAAUUUUACAUGUUGUUAAUGCAUAUGUUUUGUCGAAUCCA